ACCACGCUCUUCUUUUCUCCCUAUCACACACACACAUUUGCCUUUUCGCAAAACCUUUUCAAUGAUUCCUCCAAGAAUCUCGUUCGAUGCUGAAAAGCUCCUAUUUGUGGCUCUCUCCCUUUUCCCGAUUGUCGUCACUUUCAGCAAUGGCGCUCACCCAGCAGUGGUGCAGGGCAGCAAUAACAGCAAUCCAACAACGAUCGCGGUGAACGUUGGGGUGAUCCUUGAUCUGGAGACGCAGGUGGGUCAGAUGGGAUUGACCUGCAUUAACAUGUCUCUCUCUGAUUUUUAUAGCUCGAACCCUUCCUACAAGACUAGACUCGUCCUCAACGUUAGAGACUCCAAACGAGAUGAGGUUGCCACCGCCGCUGCAGCACUUGAUCUGAUAAAGAACAAGCAAGUCCAAGCCAUACUAGGCCCUCAAGGUUCAGCGCAAGCAGACUUCCUCAUCCACCUUGGAAACAAAUCUCAUGUACCAAUCAUCUCUUUUUCUGCUACUAGUCCUUCCCUCAGUUCCAUCCGGAGUCCAUACUUCAUUCGAGCUGCGCAAAAUGACUCGUCCCAAGUGAAUGCCAUAAGCGCAAUCGUGCAAGCUUUUGGCUGGAGAGAAGCGGUCCUCAUAUACGUGCACAACGAGUUCGGAGAAGGUAUCAUACCUUCUCUAAGGGAUGCUUUGGAAGAGGUCAACACGCGAGUGCCCUAUCGGAGCCUCAUUCCUCCUACAGCCACAGACGAUCAAAUUCUGCAGGAACUAUACAAAUUAAUGUCGAUGCAAACGAGGGUGUUCAUUGUGCACAUGUUACCUACGCUUGGUUCUCGGCUAUUUGCCAAAGUAAAAGAGGUGGGAAUGAUGAAUGAAGGUUAUGUGUGGAUCUUGACUAAUGGAAUCACUAACCUAUUGAGUUCUGUGGAUUCAUCUAUUGUCACAAGUUCGAUGCAAGGAGUACUGGGCAUCAGGACUUAUGUCCCAGGCACGCCAAAUCUAGACAACUUCAUGGUUCGAUGGACGACGAAAUUCCAACAGGACAAUCCAUCCAUCCUUAAUCCUACAUUGAACAUUUUCGGAUACUGGGCUUAUGAUGCUACUCAGGCAUUGGCAAUGGCAGUCGAGGAAAUGGGUGUGCUCAAUUUUACCUUCAACAUAUUGAAUGCUUCAACAGAUGCAACGGACCUCAACACUAUCGGGGUCUCUCGGAAUGGACAGAAACUUCUGCAAGAACUAGGCGAUACGACAUUUGCAGGCCUCACUGGAAAUUUUAGCCUCAUCAAUGGGCAGCUAGAGUCAUCAACGUUCCAGAUUGUUAAUAUCAAUGGAAAUGCAGCAAGACGCAUUGGGUUUUGGACUCAAGAAAAUGGGUUGCUAAGAGAUUUGAAUUCAAUCAACACAAGCAAAUAUUCCACUUUGAAGAGUGAUCUCUUAUCUAUUAUAUGGCCAGGAGAUUCGACUUCUGUUCCUAAGGGAUGGGAGAUUCCCAUUAAUGGGAAGAGGUUGAAAAUCUUAGUUCCUGUGAAGUAUGGCUUCGAGCAAUUCGUAAUGGUGAUUCGAGAUCCUAGCACGAACACAUCCCAAGUCACCGGAUAUUGUAUCAGCAUCUUUCAAGCUGUGGUAGAAAAAUUGCCUUAUGCUUUACCUUAUGAACUUAUUCCGUUUGCCUUCGCUAAUGGAACUAGCGCUGGCAGUUACGAGGACAUGGUUGAUCAAGUAAUUUACCAGAAAUAUGAUGCGUUGGUGGGCGAUACGACGAUCAUUGCAAACAGAUCAUUGUACGUGGACUUCACCUUACCAUACACUGAAUCAGGAGUUGUGAUGCUUGUGCCAUACAAGGACAACAAGAGCAAGAAUGCUUGGAUUUUCUUGAAGCCACUCACUUGGGAACUUUGGCUGACAACCGGAUGCUUCUUUGUGUUUAUAGCAUUGGUCGUGUGGAUUCUCGAGCAUCAAAUUAACGAAGAUUUCAGGGGUCCAGCAACACAUCAAUUUGGCACAAGCUUCUGGUUUUCUUUUUCAACCCUGGUUUUUGCACAAAGAGAGAGUGUAUUAAGCAACCUAGCGAGAUUUGUUGUGAUCGUGUGGGUUUUUGUGGUACUUAUACUUACACAAAGUUAUACGGCAAGCUUGAGCUCUCUUUUGGUGGUGCAAAAUCUUCAACCAACUGUAACUGAUGUAAAUCAGCUCCUAAAGAGUGGAGAAAAAGUGGGAUACCCGCGUGGCUCUUUUGUACAUGAUAUGCUAAAGGAAAUGAAGUUCACUGAUUCCAAACUUGUCCCCUAUCAUUCAGUGGAAGAAUGCGAUGCGCUUCUUUCAAAUGGAAGUGCAAAGGGUGGGAUCGCAGCAGCAUUUGAUGAAGUCCCCUACAUUAAACUCAUUCUUUCUCAAUAUUGCAACAAAUAUACCACGAUCCCAACAUUUAAAACUGCUGGAUUUGGCUUCGUUUUCCCAAAAGGGUCUCCACUAGUAGGGGAUAUCUCAGGAGCAAUCCUUAAUGUAACUGAAGGGCCUAAAAUGAAGGAAAUCGAAAACUCGUGGCUUGGAUCGACAACCAACUGCUUGGAUUCGACUGCCUCAGUUUCUUCCAAUAGCUUGGGUCUUGACAGUUUCUGGGGCCUAUUCUUGAUUGCUGGAGCAGUUGCAACUUUAGCUCUCCUCAUUUUCGUAGUCAUGUUCGUCAAAAGAAAUUGGCAUAUCGCAGCAAGUUCUUCAGGAACAUUGUGGGGGAAAUUUGUUGCAUUGGGACGAAGAUUUUACCAAAGAGACUUUAAUUACCACACUUUUAGAAAAGGCAGAUCUAGAGAUAGAAGCACGGUUGAGGGUGCCAAAGAGAAUAAACCUGUUGAAACUAUAGAAAACAUGAACUCCCCCCCGAGUCUGUCAAGCAACUCCAGCCAAAUCGACGACGUUAAUGAGCACGGCACACCAUCUGCAGCACAACUUCCUAUUCAUGUAGAAGAAGGCUGCCCGGAGACGACGAGCUUACCAGUGUAAAUUAGGAGAGGUAUAUGCCUCAAGAACCUUAGAUACUAAACUUUAAUCCUCAACUAGUUGAACUCUGUACUUUUAGAUGACGAUAUCUUCCCCCUCAUUUUCUUCUCAUGUAAGGCCUGCCAUUGAUACUGCUUAUUGCCUAGUCACAGACAAUGUAAAUGAAAGAUAGAUGCUUUUCAAAGCAUUUUCCGGGGA
Molecule: messenger RNA, 3178 nt
Organism: Eucalyptus grandis
Lineage: Eukaryota; Viridiplantae; Streptophyta; Magnoliopsida; Myrtales; Myrtaceae
Product: glutamate receptor 2.1
Exons: 5
Coding region: 62-2983 (973 amino acids)
Cellular component (GO): plasma membrane
Molecular function (GO): glutamate-gated receptor activity
Source: RefSeq, a predicted model, not a curated record